AUGAGUUCUUGCAAGAUGUUUAACCCGUGCUGCAGUAACUUCUACAAGGUGCUGGCGGUCAUAUUGGCUGCCCUUUUGCUCUUGGAGUACAGCUUCAAUUUACUCGUCUACCAUCAGAAGAAUAUCAGGUUUCUUAACGCCAGUGUUUCCAGUAUAUUUGAGCCUCUUCUAAGCGCGGACUCUGAGAUCUUCAAUGCCAGCCUUGGUAACAGGACUCGGGGCGGUGUGGAGAGUACUGGGAACGGGACCGGCAGGAGUAACACUAGAGCGGUGGCGGUGUCCUCUAAUACGUCCCUAGAGCUCUGUCCUCUUAUGCCUCCCAAUUUAGUUGGCCGCCGAAAGGUCUUACAACAAGCCCCGUCGCUUGAGGAUAUCGAGAAGAAUUUCACGCACAUCAUGCCAGGAGGCAGGUUCAAGCCGAAGGAGUGCCUGGCCAGGCAUCGAGUGGCCAUACUCAUUCCAUACAGGAACCGGGAGGAGCACCUCAGGGUCUUUCUUUAUAACAUGCACCAGUUUCUGCCCCGGCAGCAGAUAGACUAUGGCAUUUUCGUCAUUGAACAAGAGGGGAAUGGAAAAUUCAACCGAGCUAAACUGUUGAACGUCGGGUACCUAGAGACACAGGGAUUGUACGACUGCUUAAUUUUGCAUGAUGUGGAUCUCAUCCCGGAGGAUGACCGCAACCUCUACACUUGUCCCGAGCAGCCCAGGCACAUGUCCGUGGCCAUGAGCACUAUGAAUUACACGCUCCCAUACACAGAGUAUUUUGGCGGAGUUAGUGCCCUGAACAAGAAACACAUGGAACUGGUGAAUGGCUUUUCUAAUCAGUACUGGGGAUGGGGUGCCGAAGAUGACGACAUGUUUUGCAGGCUAGCCUACUCCAAUUUAAAUAUCACAAGAUAUCCUGCGGAAAUUGCAAGGUACACAAUGCUUGGGCAUGCUAAAGAGACUCCCAGUCCUGAAAGGCUCCAGCUUCUCAGUAGUGCAAAGUCACGCUACAAAAGUGAUGGACUCAACAGUGUCGACUAUGAGAGGAAAGCCCUUGUGCUCAAGAAACUAUACACUUGGAUUUUGGCUGACCUAAAAUCCCCAGAUUGGCGACCAGGCUUUUACGAACCCCCCCGUGACUUAAACAUCUCCGCGUGUUAA
Messenger RNA from Ixodes scapularis (black-legged tick), 1146 nucleotides. RefSeq names its product beta-1,4-N-acetylgalactosaminyltransferase bre-4-like. Gene Ontology annotation, molecular function: N-acetyl-beta-glucosaminyl-derivative 4-beta-N-acetylgalactosaminyltransferase activity. The record is from RefSeq and is a predicted model, not a curated record. Bases 1 to 1146 code for a protein of 381 amino acids. Gene Ontology annotation, biological process: carbohydrate metabolic process; glycosphingolipid biosynthetic process. NCBI's taxonomy places the organism in Eukaryota, Metazoa, Arthropoda, Arachnida, Ixodida, Ixodidae. The transcript has 6 exons.